Molecule: messenger RNA, 2311 nt
Organism: Heterocephalus glaber (naked mole-rat)
Lineage: Eukaryota; Metazoa; Chordata; Mammalia; Rodentia; Bathyergidae
Gene: Syap1
Product: synapse associated protein 1
Biological process (GO): TORC2 signaling; regulation of short-term neuronal synaptic plasticity
Cellular component (GO): synapse; Golgi apparatus; cytoplasm
Source: RefSeq, a predicted model, not a curated record
CAAAAUGGGCGGGCCGACAUCAGCUGGGCAAUCUCUUCGGGUUUUGUAAACGCCUGGGGAGGCGCGCAAAGUCCGGACCCUUCAGGCGGCUUUUGUGGGGGUUUCCGGGAGCGGGACCGCGGCGGCGGCCCCGCAGACGGGAUGUUCCGAGGGUUAAGCAGUUGGUUUGGCUUGCAGCCCCCGGGGACAGAGACGGAUGGCGAGCCGUCGGCCGGGGCCACUCCGUCCGAGCAGCGUUCCGACACGGAGGCGGAGCCCCCAGAGGAGCAGCACCCAGAGGACCCGGAGCUCCUCCACCAGGCCAGAGGCCUCGGCAACUAUCUGUUUAACUUUGCAAGUGCCGCCACAAAAAAGAUAACUGAAUCAGUCGCUGAAACAGCACAGACAAUAAAGAAAUCUGUGGAAGAAGGAAAAAUAGAUGACAUCAUUGAUAAGACAAUUAUAGGAGACUUUCAGAAGGAGCAAAAAAAAUUUGUUGAGGAACAACAUACAAAGAAGUCGGAAGCAGCCAUGCCCCCAUGGGUUGACAGUCACGAUGAGGAAACCAUUCAACAGCAAAUCCUGGCCCUGUCAGCUGACAAGAGGAAUUUCCUUCGGGACCCCCCGGCUGGCGUGCAGUUUCACUUUGACUUUGAUCAGAUGUCCCCCGUUGCCUUGGUCAUGCUGCGAGAGGACGAGCUGCUGAGCAAGAUGCGCUUUGCUUUGGUUCCUAAACUCGUGAAGGAGGAGGUGUUCUGGAGGAACUACUUCUACCGUGUGUCCCUCAUCAAGCAGUCGGCCCAGCUCACGGCCCUGGCUGCACAGCAGGCCUCAGUCUCAGUCAAGGAGGAGAAGAGCGGCCCUGUAGGUGCCGACUCGCCGCUGACAGAGGCAGUACGGCCCAAAACGCCACCUGUCGGAAUCAAAUCUCAGCUUAAAACUCAAGAGGACGAGGAGGAAAUUUCCACAAGCCCAGGUGUUUCUGAGUUUGUCAGUGAUGCCUUCGAUGCCUGUAACUUAAAUCAGGAGGACUUAAGGAAGGAAAUGGAGCAACUUGUGCUCGACAGAAAGGAAGAGAAGAUAGCUGUGGCAGAAGAGGAUUCUGCCGAUUGGGAAAAAGAACUGCAACAGGAGCUUCAGGAGUAUGAGGUGGUCACGGAGUCCGAGAAGCGAGAUGAGAACUGGGAUAAGGAAAUAGAAAAAAUGCUUCAGGAAGAAAACUAGCUGUCUCCUGCAAUAAAUAAAUAACCCUUGCCAUUCUGCACACUGACAUGAAAUUCUUGAUGUUGACACUCCCUGAAUCAGAAGGCACAAAAAUUUUUUUUCAAGCUGAAACUUGUCUCUUCUACUUUAAAAGUAUGUAGAACAGUUAUUCUAAUAAUCAUUAAAGGGGUGUUUUAUGUAGCAUUUCCUUAAUAUAAAUCACAUUGGAGUUGUUCUUUUAGGCAGCAUAUAUAGAUAUUUUUGCCACGGAAACACAGGUAAAAUUUUUAGAGUUGUCUUCCAUAAGAUCAGAAGUAUCAUUUCUUACAGUUGUAUAAGCAUUUGUGUUCCUCACUGCAUUGUUGUUGAUACUGAAUAAUUCUAUUGUUCUUACUGAAUAGAUUACUAUCAAAAUGACCAAAUUAUACCAAAGAAUUUAAGAGGAAGCACUUUCAGAACUGUUUUCUUGCUAGUUUCUUUUUUUUCCUAAACUUCCAUCUGAAAGCCAAAAGGUAAGAUAAUGAAGUUGAUUGGAGACACCUGUAAUCCCAGCGCUCAGGAGGCUGAGAGGCAGGAGGAUCGCCAGGAGUUUGAGGCCAGCCUGAACUACAUAGCGAAACCCUCUCAAAAAACCAAAAAAAUAAAAAUGUAAAUAAAUGAAGUUGAUCAGAAUGCUACAAUGAACACAGCUUGACCAUGGGCGAUUCUUUGCAGAGCCAGGUGCCGCCCAAGCUAGAGCACUUGCCUGGUGUGCAUGAGGCCCUGGGUGGGAGUCACAGAAAAAAAGGAAAGAUUAUUAUGCAAAUAUUUGUAAAGGGCCGGGGGGUGUAGCUCAGUGGUACUGCGCCUGCCUGGCAAGCACAAGGUCCUGAGUUCAGUUCCUGGUACCGGAAAAAAAAAUUGUACAAACUGUUUUUCCCCAGGGUCUUGUGUCUUCCAUUGCUUCACUCGUUCUUUCUUUUUAAACUUGACUACAAAUGUGACGUGAUGGUUUUUGUAGCAAGCGGGGCCUUCUGUCCAUUUGUAUUAAUGACUUUCAGAAUCCUGUGUACCCUAAACUGUUCCUGUUUUCAUGGUCACUAUAUAUCAAUGUUACGGCUUUGUCUUAAUUAAACUGCCAGUCUUUCUA